CAGAAGAAGGCCGAGAACUGCGCUGUGACGGCCGAGAAGGGCGACCAGGUGGAGGUGCACUACCUGGGCACCCUGGAGGACGGCACCAAGUUUGAUGCCUCCUACGACCGCAACCAGCCCUUCAAGUUCAAGCUGGGGGCCGGCAUGGUCAUCAAGGGCUGGGACCAGGGCGUCAAGGGCAUGUGCGUGGGCGAGAAGCGCAAGCUCGUAAUCCCGCCUCACCUCGGCUACGGCGACCGCGGCGCGGGCGGCGUGAUCCCUGGAGGUGCUACCCUCAUCUUCGAAGUUGAGCUGUUGUCUGUG
Molecule: messenger RNA, 303 nt
Organism: Chlorella variabilis
Lineage: Eukaryota; Viridiplantae; Chlorophyta; Trebouxiophyceae; Chlorellales; Chlorellaceae
Exons: 4
Biological process (GO): protein peptidyl-prolyl isomerization
Molecular function (GO): peptidyl-prolyl cis-trans isomerase activity
Source: RefSeq, a predicted model, not a curated record